Messenger RNA from Naumovozyma dairenensis CBS 421, 1221 nucleotides. It is a transcript of the gene AIR1, whose product is annotated as TRAMP complex RNA-binding subunit. Gene Ontology annotation, molecular function: nucleic acid binding; zinc ion binding. Bases 1 to 1221 code for a protein of 406 amino acids. Gene Ontology annotation, biological process: polyadenylation-dependent RNA catabolic process. NCBI's taxonomy places the organism in Eukaryota, Fungi, Ascomycota, Saccharomycetes, Saccharomycetales, Saccharomycetaceae. The record is from RefSeq and is a predicted model, not a curated record. The transcript has a single exon.
AUGUCAACAUCGAUGCUUUCAGAAGUGGAGACUAUGGAUGAUACUCUUCCGUUCAUCCAAGACACCACAGGUUCAUCCGUACCAGACAACGAGAAACCAAAGAUACAAGCUCCUACGAUCGAAGAAGUAGACGAAGAUCCUGAGACUCUCAGGACAUUAAGAGGUCAUGGUCGUUAUUUUGGUAUAGACGAUGAAGCUAACGGGAUAAAGGAAGCAGAACCAAAAUGUAAUAAUUGCUCACAAAGAGGUCAUUUUAAGAGAGAUUGUCCUCAUGUUAUUUGUACGUAUUGUGGAUCUAUGGAUGAUCAUUAUUCACAACACUGUCCAAAGGCUAUUAAAUGUGCUAAUUGUAAUGAAAACGGACAUUAUAGAUCGCAAUGUCCUCAUAAGUGGAAGAAAGUUUAUUGUACUUUGUGUAAUAGUAAGAGGCACGCUAGAGAUAGAUGUCCAAAUAUAUGGAGAGUUUAUUUGUUAAGGGAUGAUUCAUCGCAGCAACAAGAUGAUAAUAAUGAAAAGAAACAAAAAUUACCAAUAGAGAGAAUAUAUUGUUAUAAUUGUGGUGUAAAUGGUCAUUUUGGUGAUGAUUGUCCAGAACGUAGGUCGUCAAGGGUACCUAAUGAAGAUGGUAGUGCAUUUUCUGGUGAGAAUUUGAAAGAAGAUAUGAAGAGAGAAUAUUUUGAUAAAUUAGAUAAAUAUCUCCAAAAAAGAAACAAUUCGUAUUAUGGUAAUGACUAUGAUUACAAUUAUGGUCAAAAUUAUACACAAAAUGAUAACCAGAAUUACAAUCAAAAUUAUAAUCAAGAUUUUGAUUAUAAUGAUUAUGAGUUCGAUGAUGCUCUUUAUGAUGAUGAUAAUAAUAAUAGAAAUAAUAAAUCGAAUUCAAAAAAGCGCAAGAGACACGAUAAUACGGGCGAUAGAAAUGAUAGUAAAAGAAGUAGACAUUCUCAAGGAAAUAAUAAUAAUAAUAAUAACGCUAAUCGAAGUAACAGAAGAGAUAGAAAUAAAAACCAGAACAAUGGAAUCGCACAAAGGAAUCAGCAACAACAUCCGUUAGCUUUCCCACGCAACAACCAGAAUAUAUCAAAUGUUAUGAAUGGUAUGGAAGGUUCGCGAUAUGGCUCUGCUCCCUCUAAUAAAAGAAAUAAUGGUCCUUCGGGAAAUUAUAAACAAUACAAUAGUUAUAAACCAUUCAGAAGUGGCACAUUAAAUAUAAGGAGAUAG